UUGGGAAGGCUUAUGGCAAAGGCACUUUGCAAGCUGGAAUGGAAAGUCCGAUUUUAUUGUUGAUAUCAAUGUGUAUAGUUCUAAAACCCAUGCUGACAAGAUAGGAAGUCUUCUUCUCAAUGAUGGAAUUUUCUUGCAGAUGCCAAAGCAUAACCCUUCCAUGCAGAUCUAUUACAACCCGCAGAUCUUGAAAGUCGAAGGAUUCCAGCCGAAACCUGAGGAGUCUAUGUAUGAGGACGGUGAACCACAAGUGUUUGACUCUGCACCAAAGCAGCCUGCACAGAGCGGUCCUCUGUCACCCAAGGAUGCUUCUGAUCAUGUGGACCAUAUUCUCAAUUCACUUUCGCAUGGGACUAUCCUGCAUGAGAUUCGCACAGACACCAGCCUGGUUAAAAGCCAACUAUUGGGUCAUCAAAUGACAGCGCUUGACUUCAUUGCGCAGCGGGAGAGUGGCUGUCCUCCAAGGGAAUUGACACUUUGGCGUGAGAAACGAAAGGGUGGAGAGAACUAUUUCCAACAUAUUCUGACGAAGAAAAAAUCUCCAGAUCAGCUGGAGGCGAGAGGAGGUAUCAUAGCGGAUGAUAUGGGCCUUGGGAAGUCUUUGACAAUACUAGCCGCUAUCGCGAGGUCACUCCAUGAGGCGGCUCGCUUCGGUACAACCUGGGAGGAAGGACUACUGGAUUCACCAGAUUCUCCUGUUCCCUCGCGAGCUACUUUGAUAUUAGUGCCUUCAACCAUACUGAUCGACAACUGGAUUGAGGAGAUUCGCGCACACACAUAUCCCUCCAAGGUGACAUUCCAUAGGCAUCUUGGUACAGAUCGCCACUCAGAGUUACCACAACUUUUCCAGAAUGACAUAAUUUUUACUACAUUUGCCACGGCCGCGCAGAAUGCCAAGCGAGGAGCCUCUCCCCUAUCAAAGAUCAAUUGGUUCAGAGUUGUGCUAGACGAAGCCCACAAGAUUCGCAACCAUAAAACGGACUGGUUCAAAACGGUCCACCAACUUCAGACUCACCACCGCUGGUGUCUUACGGGGACGCCUAUUCAGAACCGAUUAGAAGAUCUAGGCAGUCUUGUGGAAUUCCUUCGAAUACCGUAUCUUGAUCGUCCAGCAACCUUCCGGACGCAUAUCAUUACGCCGACGUCGCCGGACCGUGGGAGUCAAUUCCAGAACCUCCAGACAUUUCUCGGAACGAUCUGUCUCCGACGAACACGAGACAUUCUCAAUCUGCCUGAGCCUAUCAUACAUACAAGGCAUGUUCCCUUUCUGGAUUCGGAACGUCAUCAGUACGACGAGCUCUAUGACCUCUACAAAAGACACGUUCAGAUGUCUGUUAGUGGGGUUCGGGCUUCCACAACACUGCAGUCAAUCCACGAGCUGAGACUGUUCUGCAACAACGGCCCUCGUAGAACCUGUAAGGAAGUGCGUGAUUCUGAUGAACGAUUGUCAUAUCUUGAACAACUCGAACAGAAUAUGUGUGCCAAGUGUUCUCUGCCCAUAUUUUGCAUCGAUCCGAUGGGCGGUAAGAACACGGGCAUGUUCCUUUCACCGUGUAAUCAUCUUGUAUGCCAAGGUUGUUUGUCACAUUGUCUGAGCAAGAAAAAAUCGUGUCUGCUUUGUGAAGCAGAAAGUCCUCCGCCAAUCUUCGGCACUCCCACCGACUCACCAAUGGUUACAUCCAGCGUACCUCAAGAUUCAUUUGAGUAUCCUUCAAAACUGUUGACACUUCUUCGAGAUAUCAAAAUGCUUCCCUCGCAAAGAUGUAUUGUAUUCUCUUCGUGGAAAAAAACGCUAGACCUGGUCGGCGAUCUUCUCAAGGAACACAAGCUGAAAUUCGACAUCAUCCACGGAAGCCUUAGCUCGAAGCAGAGACUAAAAGUGCUGAAAGACUACAAGUCCAUCAUGGGCCCCAACAUCCUGCUCAUGACACUGGGCACAGGGGCAGAAGGCUUGAACCUGACUAUUGCCUCCCACAUCUACUUGUUGGAACCUCAAUGGAAUCCUUUCCUCGAACAGCAGGCCAUGGCAAGAGCGCAGCGUAUCGGACAGACGAAACAAGUAGUCUGCGUACGCUAUGUCGUGGAGGGUACGAUCGAGCAGAGCGACGUGUUGAACAGACAAAAAAGGAAAACGGUAUUGGCGGGUGGAGGGUUCAAACAGCAGAAUAAGGAAAAAUUGCAAAGUUCCCUAGUAAGCCCACUCUUACAUUGAUCGUGUGGAAGCAAUCUAACAUUGAUCAGCAAUACUUUGGAGUAA
Molecule: messenger RNA, 2257 nt
Organism: Periconia digitata
Lineage: Eukaryota; Fungi; Ascomycota; Dothideomycetes; Pleosporales; Periconiaceae
Source: the annotation of a GenBank genome assembly